AUAGAUUUUGGAGGACUUUAUAGCCAACAUCUAUAAGACGAGAACCAGUAAAUACAUGACGGAAGAGAUGUUAGCCCUGCUCUGGUCGGUGACCGUCAGUGUGUUCGCUGUGGGAGGAAUGAUUGGCGGCAUAUCCGGUGGCGCUAUAGCUGACUAUUGCGGAAGGAAAUGUGGACUACUUCUCAAUAAUGCCAUUGCAAUACUCGGGGCAACCCUUAUGAGCUCAAGUCAACUCUUUCGUAGCAUUGAAUGCCUAAUUAUGGGCCGAUUCUUCAUUGGUCUCAGUUGUGGUCUCAACACAGCACUCGUGCCUAUGUAUUUGUCAGAAAUAGCGCCGAUGACUCUCAGAGGAGCUCUCGGCACUGUCAGUCAAUUGGGAGUUACAAUCGGACUGCUAUUAUCACAGAUAUUAGGCCUUCCAAUCAUAUUAGGCACGCGCGACGGCUGGCCUUUUCUAUUAGGUGUUGCGUUCAUUCCAGCGGUACUCCAAUUACUACUGCUUCCUAUGUGUCCCGAAAGCCCCCGAUAUCUACUCAUAAGUAAAGGCAGGAUAACUGAAGCGCGUUAUGCGUUACAAAGACUGCGCUGUACUUCGGAUGUUGAGGACGACAUCGAAGAAAUGAGAAUUGAAGACAGAGCUCAACAACAAGAAGCCAGAAUAACAAUGUUGCAGUUGAUUGGGAACCGGUCGCUGCAAACGCCGCUCAUAAUCGGCAUAAUAAUGCAAUUGUCUCAACAACUCUCAGGAAUUAACGCCAUUUUCUACUACUCGACGAAUAUAUUCACUUCGGCCGGACUUAACGAAGAAAUGGCCAAAUACUCGACUAUAGGCGUCGGUGUCGUUAUGGUGGCCAUGACUCUCGUCUCCAUUAUGCUUAUGGAUAGGACCGGACGCAGGACU
This is a messenger RNA of Oppiella nova, 901 nucleotides long. Lineage: Eukaryota; Metazoa; Arthropoda; Arachnida; Sarcoptiformes; Oppiidae. The record is from the annotation of a GenBank genome assembly.